AUGGAGGCGGACAGAUCCGGCGGAGGACCAAACCCGAACUUCGGAGGCGGCAGCGGUGGAUCAGGGCGCAACCCAAACGGGCCCAAAGCACCAACGGGCCAGUCAGCACCAGUAGCUGCUACUGCUAUGGCGGCAGCGGCAGUCGGGGCCAUGCCCGGAUCGUCACACCUCCGCGAAUCACAGCAGGACAGCGAUUCGGGAAUGACUCUUCCCGGGAUCCUGCACUUCAUCCAGUACGAGUGGGGACGCUUCCAGGCCGAGAAAUACCGCUGGGAGGCAGAGAGAGACGAACUUCGGGCUCAGGUAGCAUUCCUUCAAGGUGAGCGUAAAGGACAGGAAAAUAUGAAACAAGACCUAGUAAGACGGAUUAAAAUGUUGGAAUACGCUCUAAAACAAGAAAGGGCCAAACACCAGAAGCUGAAGACAGGAAAUGAUCUAAGUCCAGGUGACAAGAAGCCAGAGAUGGAAGCAGAACCAAUUCCCAAUGGCCCAGCUGAGUCAGAUUCUGAGCCAGCCAAUCAGAUGUCAUGGAAGGAGGGACGUCAGCUACUACGCAAAUACCUCGAGGAAGUUGGUUACUCAGACACAAUACUCGACAUGCGUUCAAAGCGAGUGCGCUCACUGCUCGGGCGGAACAGCCCCGAAGCAAACGGGCCGCCACCUCCUGAAUCUUCUCCGGAGCCUGACACACGAGCAAGUGGAGAAUCCUUGUUGGUCAGACAGAUAGAAGAGCAAAUUAAGAGGAAUGCAGGCAAAGAAAGCUCCAAGGAACGUCUCAGCGGCUCGGUAAUCGAUAAAAUUCCUUUCCUGCAUGGAUGCGAGGACGAUGACGAGGACGACAGCGACGAAGAGGACGACUUUCAAGGCAUGGCGACAGACUGCAUUGACGGCCCUCGCAAGAGCAAAAAGUCUCGAGUAAAGAUGGUUUCAGAGCCCAUGACCACAGACCUAGACCCGGAAGACGAGGAGGAUGAGGACGACUCUGAAGACGCCUUGAGUGAAUUUGACUUUCUGGGCUCCGGGGAGGAUGGGGAGGGGGCGGGAGAGGCCAGGAUUUCAGGGGACGGACGGGAGUUGGGUUCAGAGAACCGCAGGAACAAGUUGCAAGGCAUGAUGUCGGACUUCCCCGCAAAACCUGCCCCACCGCCCUCUGUAUCGGGACAAGCCCGCUCUGGAGAAGGUGGUGCCUUGGGUUUCUCCUCAGAUGUCUUCAUCAUGGAUGCAGUCGGAGGCGGUGACAUGAACUUGGGUGAACUGGCUGAUCUCACCGUCGCCAAUGACAACGAUCUCUCCAUGGAUAUGCAGGAUAACAGAGAGGAGUUCAAGAAGACGUGGAACCCCCGUUUCACACUACGUAGCCACUUCGAUGCCAUCCGUGCUUUGACGUUUCACCCCAGUCAAGCGGUGCUGCUCACAGCCUCUGAGGAUGGAACAUUAAAACUGUGGAACCUUAAUAAAUCUAUGCAUUCUAAGAAGAACGCCGCGUUAGAUGUUGAGCCCAUCUACACGUUUCGAGCGCACAGUGGUGCAGUUUUGUCACUAACUAUGGGAGAAGAUGGAGAUUCCUGCUACAGCGGAGGCCUGGAUGGAAGCGUGCGGUGUUGGAAGAUGCCAGACCUCAACGUGGAUCCGUAUGACAACUACGAUCCUGGUAUCGAGAGCAGCGUGCUAGCAGGCCAUGAAGACAGCGUGUGGGGUCUCACAUACUCUGCAGUCCAACAUCGGCUUGCAUCGUGCUCAGCGGAUGGCACCAUUCGCAUCUGGGACCCACGGAACUCUGCCCCCUGCCUGUCUGUCUUCAACAAGGAGAGAGAACAUGGAACGCCCACCUCAGUGGCCUUCGUGGCCUCUGACCCCAACCAAGUGGUUGUGUCAUUUGACGCAGGCGAAACUCUUCUCUACGACCUGAACACCGAGCAGAGUGUCACAGCACUAGAGACGCAGACCAAGGAUGGAAGUGAACUAAUUAACCGUGUGGUCAGUCACCCAUCUGAGCCCCUCUCUAUCACUGCACACGAGAACCGCACCAUCCGCUUCUUAGACAACAAAACGGGUAAAGUGGUCCACUCCAUGGUGGCUCACCUGGAUGCAGUUACAUGUCUUACUACAGAUCCUAAAGGCACUUACCUCAUCUCUGGCAGCCACGACUGCUCAGUACGCCUAUGGAUGCUCGACAACAGGACGUGCGUCCAGGAGAUUACUGCCCACAGGAAGAAACACGACGAGGCCAUUCACGACGUGGCCUUCCACUGCUCUCAGCCCUUCAUUGCCAGCGCCGGCGCCGACGCACUUGCCAAGAUUUUUAUCUGA
Messenger RNA from Nerophis lumbriciformis (worm pipefish), 2310 nucleotides. The record is from RefSeq and is a predicted model, not a curated record. Lineage: Eukaryota; Metazoa; Chordata; Actinopteri; Syngnathiformes; Syngnathidae.